AAGUUAAAACAAAAGGAUAGGGGCUUUUUAUCCAAACCUGAGGGAUAGCAGCUUCAACUCUGCCAAUGGCUUUAACCCUCUUCACCCCCUCUUCACUCUGUUCUUCUUCUUCUUCUCUCUUUUCUGUUCCCGUCAAAUUUUCCCUAACCCCCCAAACCAACAUCUCUCUCCGGUUCACUAAAACCAAAAGCCCUCUUCCACAUAGAAGACGCUUCAAUGUCAUUGCCAUGGCUCCCCCUAAGCCCGGUGGCAAAGCCAAGAAAGUUGUGGGAAUCAUAAAGUUGGCUCUGGAAGCUGGGAAAGCCACUCCUGCUCCUCCGGUUGGACCGGCUCUCGGUUCAAAGGGUGUCAACAUUAUGGCUUUUUGUAAGGAUUACAAUGCCAGGACUGCCGACAAGGCCGGUUAUGUCAUUCCUGUCGAAAUCACAGUAUUUGAUGAUAAGAGCUUUACUUUCAUAUUGAAGACUCCACCUGCUUCGGUUCUACUACUUAAGGCUGCCGGAGUGGAAAAGGGUUCGAAAGACCCGCAGAUGCAAAAAGUAGGUAAGAUCACGAUUGACCAAUUGCGAGCAAUUGCUACUGAAAAGUUGCCAGACUUGAAUUGCUCGACUAUCGAAUCUGCUAUGAGAAUAAUAGCAGGCACUGCAGCAAAUAUGGGAAUUGAUGUUGAUCCUCCUGUUCUUGAACCCAAGAAAAAGGAACUUGUGUAAUAAGAUCUUAUUUUUGGCUAAGAGUUUGAGAAUGCUUAGGUUGUUCCUGUACACUGUCUUUCUUUCUUUCUUCGAGAACAACAAAGAAAACAUCAACUGGUUUUUAUUAUUUUGUAUUACUUAAAUGUAUGCCCUCGUUAUAUAGUUAAAUUUGGAAAAGCUUUCGUCAA
Messenger RNA from Arachis duranensis, 880 nucleotides. RefSeq names its product 50S ribosomal protein L11, chloroplastic. The transcript has 4 exons. Gene Ontology annotation, biological process: translation. Gene Ontology annotation, cellular component: ribosome; large ribosomal subunit. Gene Ontology annotation, molecular function: structural constituent of ribosome; large ribosomal subunit rRNA binding. Lineage: Eukaryota; Viridiplantae; Streptophyta; Magnoliopsida; Fabales; Fabaceae. Bases 66 to 710 code for a protein of 214 amino acids. The record is from RefSeq and is a predicted model, not a curated record.